This is a messenger RNA of Ogataea haglerorum, 1902 nucleotides long. RefSeq lists its product as uncharacterized. The record is from RefSeq and is a predicted model, not a curated record. NCBI's taxonomy places the organism in Eukaryota, Fungi, Ascomycota, Pichiomycetes, Pichiales, Pichiaceae. Gene Ontology annotation, molecular function: flavin adenine dinucleotide binding. Gene Ontology annotation, cellular component: cytosol. The transcript has 2 exons. Gene Ontology annotation, biological process: tRNA methylation; tRNA wobble uridine modification. Bases 1 to 1902 code for a protein of 633 amino acids.
AUGCUUUCUCUCACAUCUUACAAUAUUACUACUGCUGGAAAGCGUUCUGCUAGAUAUCUUUCCCUGACUUCUGAUCUUGCCAAAUUAUUGGAAACCAAACCGUUACAUCCUGUUGUGGUGGUCGGUGGUGGUCAUGCAGGAGUUGAAGCUGCUACAGGCUCUGCCCGCACAGGUACAUUACUUAAAGAGGUUGAUGCGUUGGAUGGCAUUGCUCCUAGAAUUGUCGAUAAGUCUGGAAUACAAUUCAAGAUCUUGAAUAGAUCACGGGGAGCGGCUGUUUGGGGUCAUCGGGCUCAAAUUGACCGGAAAUUGUAUUUGACUGAGAUGCAGAAAUUUUUGAAGGGUUAUCCUAAUCUUAAAAUAUUACAAGCAAGAGUUGAGGACCUAAUUCUUGACCCAUCCACAAAUGAAGCCGGAGGUAAGAUAGACUAUAGCGCAAAAAUUUGUGGAGUGGUCUUGUCUGAUGGAGACAUUUUGCGCUGUGAAAAGGUUGUGAUAACAACAGGUACCUUUUUGAGCGCAGAAAUACACCUUGGGUUAGAUACUUGGCCUGCCGGAAGAAUAGGAGAAGAUCCGUCUUAUGGUUUGAGUAAGACCUUCCGUGAGGUAGGAUUUCGUUUAGGGAGAUUGAAAACCGGAACUCCUCCGAGAAUAUCUGCUAAAACUGUUGAUUACUCGAAGGUUGCGCAAGAGCCAGGCGAUAGUCCUCCAGAACCAAUGAGUUUUCUCAAUGAAAAUCCAGAGAUUGAGCAUCAACUUCUAUGUUAUUCGACGUACACUACCCCGGCCAUGCACAAACUAAUACUGUCAAAUCUGGACAAAAGUGUUCAUAUUAGGGAAACAGUCAAAGGUCCUCGAUAUUGUCCUUCUAUUGAAUCUAAAUUAUUAAGAUUCUCCGAUAAACCCAGACAUAGAGUGUGGUUAGAACCUGAAGGAUUGGACACAGAUGUGAUGUAUCCAAAUGGAAUCUCAUGUACGAUGCCUCCCGAUAUUCAAGAUGCCAUGCUCAAAAGUAUCAUUGGACUCGAGGAAGUGAAAAUGCUCCAACCGGGUUACGGUGUUGAAUACGACUAUGUUGAUCCAAGAGAAUUGAAAAGAACACUGGAGACUAAAACAAUUUCAGGCUUAUACCUAGCGGGCCAAAUCAACGGCACGACAGGCUACGAGGAGGCUGCUGCUCAAGGCAUUGUGGCAGGUAUCAACGCAGGCUUGCAAUUCCAAAAUAAGACGCAACUCAUUUUGGAUCGAUCUGAUGGCUAUAUUGGAGUACUUAUCGACGACUUGAUUACAAAAGGUGUUGAGGAGCCGUACAGAAUGUUUACCUCAAGAUCAGAGUUCAGAAUAAGUGUACGUGCUGAUAAUGCAGACCUGCGACUCACGCCUAAGGGACAUGAAUUUGGUUGUAUAUCUGUACAACGCUGGGAUCAUUUUAAUAAAGAGAAUAAGCUCUAUCAAGAGAGCCUGGAGUUUCUCAAUGAUUAUAGGCUUCCAUCACAAGAGUGGGCCAAACUCGUACCUGGUCUAAGAAUUAGGACAGAUUCAAGUUACAAAUCUGCAUUUGAAUUACUUCGGUAUGAAAACAUAUCACUAGACUGCUUGAUUCCCGUUUUACAGAAUAAAUCUCUUGAAGCGCUCCCGCGCAAAAUAAAACAAAAAAUCGAUAUUCAUGGAGAUUAUCAAGGCUACCUAGGUAGGGAAAAUGCACAGAUAAGAGCAUUCAAAAGUGACGAGAAUCUGGUCCUUCCAAUGAACUUUGAUUACACCAGUAUGUCAUCUCUUUCCUCAGAAGCAAGGGCUCUGCUUAACGAAGCAAAACCUGAAACGAUUGGACAAGCACGGAGAAUUCAAGGCAUUACUCCCGCAGCAAUUUUCGACCUCUAUCGUUUGGCCAAACGCGUUUGA